Molecule: messenger RNA, 1449 nt
Organism: Pseudovirgaria hyperparasitica
Lineage: Eukaryota; Fungi; Ascomycota; Dothideomycetes; Acrospermales; Acrospermaceae
Exons: 2
Coding region: 1-1449 (482 amino acids)
Source: RefSeq, a predicted model, not a curated record
AUGUACCUCCUACUCCUUUUGCCAGCUCUGUUGAUUGGCGCGCUUUCAGCAGAAGAUGUAAAACCGCAGCAGAAUGCGAACCAUAUCUUUAAUGCAAUCCAUUCCUCCAUGAGACAGUUUGGUUCUUCCUUGAAUCACAAUGGGAUGUCUUUCUUUUUGGCGACCGUUCCUCGCGAGACCCGGUUGUAUCAUGGUACCAACACAGCUUCUCCUGUCCAGGGCAUGGAAUGGCUCGCUUUUGAAGCCGAACAUGCGCUCAUGUUUGCCCGUCCUCGAUUUGGUCGACCUCCAUCAAGGGGCGGCCACGGAGAUCCACAUCGAGGGCCUCCUACUUUGUCACCACAACACAAUAAUCAUGGCCAUCUACAUACCUAUCGAACGAAGAGGGACUUACAUCUGCUAUAUAUAGAUGGCAUGUCGGCCGCUAAGACUAGCAAUGGUACACUGGACUCAACUGACCACGUUCUGUUGGAUUCCUCAUUGGUUUGUUCUGGUAUAUGCGAACAUGAGCGAGCUACUAUGCUUUGCAAGUUGGCAGAAACGGAAUGGGGUAAUCGUGUGGACGGGAUCCUUCGCAUGGAAGCUGGGUUCGAGAUAAUUAUGUGUUCUUUCGAGAAGAACCUCGAUAUUGUUGCGGUGGCCCGUAUUGAUAGCCCAAAGCCAAGAAGCGGUGAUCACAGGGGGUUUGGGACCUUUCAGCUGUACAAAGCUAUCAGCGAUCGCUUCCACGGUAUCGGCGGCACACGUGUGAAGCUUGACUACGAGAACUUUGUGACGGCUUACGACUACCCCAUAGACUUGUUCCGGAACCAAGACAGUAACAUUACGAUGCCUCGUUUAAGAAACGUAUCCCAACCAAUUGUAGAUCGAAUGAGAAAGGACAUCAGGGAUAUGAUCAUGAUGUCUGAUCUGGACAGCUCGAUGGUGUCGCAUAAUUGGCAGGCUACUACCGAUAUGAUCGUUCAGAGAUAUUCAUCUCCUUUGCGAUACUUAAUUUCGGACAAAGUCGCAGCAUCGAACGAGCUUUUACGGCAUACAUUAACUCAGUACUUACGAUCUUUCAUUGACGAUGCCAACAGGGACAGGAAAGGAGAGGUCACGCGAUGUGCAGCACAUAUGUUCCCAACAGAAACGUUGCGGGACAAGCGUCUAGCCUCUCGCUCUGUGUACGACGUGAGCAAGACCAUCUGCAGUACUCUAUUUGAAGCCAGUGCACUCGCUGCGUCUAGAUCAGACGCCGGACAAAGCAAGGCUGUUGACAUAAUUCGCACGCUUGUUGAAUAUCUACAAUGGACGAGCUGGAAAGAAUGCACGACAUGUGAUGAUGAGCACCUGUGCUUCAUACCCAUCUGGCCAAUGGGCAGUAUACAAGAUCACCGGAAUCCUAGUUGUCUCAAUGAGACUAUGCUUGCAACACGACACGGAUACUGGGGUAGAUGGCAAGGUUAA